Molecule: messenger RNA, 878 nt
Organism: Rubroshorea leprosula
Lineage: Eukaryota; Viridiplantae; Streptophyta; Magnoliopsida; Malvales; Dipterocarpaceae
Source: the annotation of a GenBank genome assembly
ACAGAUCCAGAAAAAUAAAAAAUAAAGUAAAUAAAUAUAGAAAUGCUGCGCAAGCAAAGCAUGCUUCCUUUACAUUUCCACCCCUAGGAGAUUCUCUCAUUUAUUCAAAUUAAUUUGUAAAUAAAUCCACUCCAGAUUACAGAGGAUGGAGAUGGGGAAGAGGACGUGGAAGAUGGAGAGAGCGUUGUGGUUGCUGGUUGUUGUAGUGUUAGCGGUUGUGGUGGCGCCGGCGGAGAGUGCCGGUGAGGUGAAGAUAAGGCCAAUGCCGGCGUCGGUGAGCUCCGGUGACAAGAGGCUUCACUUGAGUAAGGAUUUUGAGCUGUUGACUCAGGGGACUGGCUACAAUGAUGCUUCGGGGAUAUUGAAGGAUGGUUUCUACAGGACGCUUUCUGUGGUCAAUAAUGGCCAUGUCGUCGACGAUAAUUUCUCCAAUAAGUCAUCUCUGCUCAGCGGAUUGCACGUUGUGAUUUCAUCGCCAAACGAUCAGUUACAAUAUGGCAUUGAUGAGUCCUACAAAUUAAUGGUCCCUUCGCCGGAAAAUCAAGCUUAUGCCCACCUUGAAGUAUUUCCAAUUUACCCUUUUUCUUCUAUGGUCAAUGCUUCUUUUAGGAAAUAUUCGGUUUUGAUUAUCGGAAACAUACCGGCAUGUUUCCUAAUUAUCAAGUAGUUGGGUUUUUGUCGAGCUUUUAAAUAAUUCCAGUUUAGCUUUGAUAUGUUGAAAGAUUUCGUUGAUCUAUUGUAAACUACUCUGGGAUUGUUUGACCGUGCUCAGUAUAAUUUACUUUGACGCUUCAGGGAAAGGGAAAGUGCUUUUUGGAAUUAGGUCUGUAUUUGUUGGGUCACAUGUAGAUAAUUUUUAAAAAAAUUAAUUUUCCUUU